AUGGACGGUGACCUGCAUUUGGAAAUAAGUGGUUAUAGGAUUUCGGUCAGUAAGGCCCCUUCCAAAGCAGCACCCCUCCCUCCAUCUUCGGGCCAGUCUUUGGAAUCUUCUGCCUCCUCCUUCGAGGUUGUGGAUUUCCCAGGCUCUUCCGAGCCUUCGCCUCCCUACUCUUCCUCGGCUGUCUUGCCAGCUCCUUACCCCUUGCAGGCCUCCGGGCCCCGUGCCCCCCUGGACUUGGGUGAGGCUCCGUCUGCUGUUGGGUUGCCUUCUGCACCUUGGCUUUCUCGUGCUUCCUCCCCCGUUUGGGUGCCAGAGUCCCCCUUGCCUGGCCCUCCGAGGCCCACGCCUUCCUCCCGGGCCGGCUCGCCUCCGGUCCAGACCCCUGCUACUCCGAAGCAGGCUGCCAGAACCGGUCCUCAAUCCUUGCUUUCCUCACCUUUGCGUGUGCCAGAGUACCCCUUGCAGGGCUCUCCGGAGUCAAGGUCCCAGAUCAAGGCCUCCUUUCCUUCGCUGACUGUUGAGCUCCGGGACACGUGCCGGAACCUUCACGGAGGCUCCCUCGACUGGCGAUUGAGGGCCUUGACGGCUUGGGAAGCUGGCUGCUGGGCCAGAGCCGUCCUGGAUCAGCGGGUCUCUACCCCGAAUAGCCUUGGGUCCGUCGGUCUGCCCAACAGGUUGUAUUGCAUACUCUCCGCAGAGGGUCUCGAUAGACCGUGUGUGGUAAGGACUUUUGCGGCCUACAAGUCCGUUGUGGGUGAACUGCGCCCGGGUGGCUCUGUUUCGCACGGCUUCCCUUCCGAGGCUGAGGCCAGGCUCUACUUUGCAGGUGGUGUCACCCUGCUGGAGUUUCAAUGGCCUUUCCCGGCCGCUCCGGAUGCCGACGGCGAGCCACUGACAUGCAUAUCUUAUGUGGUUAUGAAGCGCCCUGCCGGGUUUAUCCUCUGCCUACCUUUGGGAUACUUGUCGGAGGAGGAAACGCUUGCAGGGCAGUCCAACGAGGAAGCGGCAGGUAUUGGGCCCUCUCUCGAGCUGAUGGCCCCGGCUGUCCGUCUCAGCGGCCAAGGAGAGUGGCGUGUGGCCGAGUCUGGGGAGCUUGUGGCCGCUUUGGUGAUAGACCUGCCCGCUUCUGUUGUGGGGGCAGGUGUUCCCUUCAUGCAGGAGGUCUGGCUACCAAACGGCGGUCGAGGAUCCAGCACCGCGGCGAAUCUACAGGAGUUGGUUGGCUUCGCUCUCCUCCUUGCUCCCAGCAGCAGCGGGCGGCAACUCCCUGGCUCAGGGCCGUCACAGGUCAUAGGCCCUCCUCCUCCAGCCCGGCAGGCUCCCAAGACUCCCUCGCCUAUGGUCGAUCACGAGGAAGCCCUGGCCGUUACCAUUGGUGCAGGCGACGCCGAGCCUGAGGUUCCCUCGACCCUCGCAUCUGCGGUGCUGGCCCAAUCUCAGGCCCUGGUCAGCCUCGUCUCCCAGCUUGCUCAGAACUCUUCGGAUCCUUUGCUGGAUGCCCCCUCGGCCACUUCGGUCAGAGGAGCAGCCGGCCGACAGCGGCUGCAACAGGAGCUUCAGGCCUCGCCGGAGGUUUUUUCGAGGAGGAUCCGCCAGAACGCUUGGCUUUGGAUGGACCCCUCAGGCAUGGUGGCUCCCGAUUCACCCACCAUGAUCAGGUAUCUGGAAAGGUACGGUGCUUUUUCGAAGCAGCGGAAUCUGGCCCUGCUGGCUUGGAUGACGGCGACGGCUGGCGACCAGCUUGCCCGUGGGUCCCCGGAGUCGGCCGCGGACACACUGGCCCUGCUUCAAAUGGUCCUCGACCAGGCAAACCUCGACGGAGGAGACUUUACCUUUGCGUGGGUGCUACUCCAGCCCGACUUGCCGGCCAGUGUUUUCCAAGACGUGUCUGGGUCAGCCGGCCCGGCUGCCAGGGCUUUCUCUCCCCUGGCGGAACAGAAGUGGGUCACGAUAUGCCUCUCCUACAUGAAAGAAGUGGAGGCCAUCGCGACCCGGAGGGCCGAGCUGCAGCCGCCGCGCAAGCACCCUCAGCCACCGCAUGUGCCGCCGGAGGUCCCAAAGGUCCCCCCGAAGGCCGACCAGGAAGCUUUGACCAAGAAGCAAGCGCGCGGCAGCCUGGGCCGCAAAGCGCGCGGCCGCAAGCAAAUGACUUCCUGCGGGGGCGUGGCUGCUGACACGCCCUCGCCCGUGCAUGCCAACCACCCGGUUGAAGAUUCGCCUUUCCUGCCGGGCCGUGAAUUCAACUUUUGCCUUUGGUCUUCUUCUUUGGUCAGACUGGUCCUGAAAAGUGGGACCGCUUUCGGCCAUUUCCUGAGUACCACACUGCCCCUGUGCCGCGAUCCCAAUUUGGAGGUCGCUACCGCCUUGUUCCCGCUUCCGCUGCCGGCCGACGGCCUGUUCUUGAAGCGGUCCCGCAAGCGCUCGCAGAAGCGCAGGCUGCCCUACCUGGUUCGGGUUGCCCACCAUGUGCUGGUGAUGUCUCUGAAUUUCCUCCACUCCGGGGGGAAGCACAUACCGCCAGCGUGUGCCCGCUUGCGGGGUUCUACUCUCACGUCGGGCCGUCGAGGCAUCCAGCUUGCUGCCCGCCAUGCUGAAGUGCUUCACUUCUUGAGGGCCGCAGGCCUGGAUGAGAACUGCUACUUUGGGAAAGUAGGGCGUGCUGCCUCCGUGCCUGAGUUUGGGGCCCCGCUUGUGCCUCACCUUCCUGGUAGCCCUGAGGAGCUGGCUCCCUACAGGGAUUUAGAUUCAGGCCGCAUUGCGCUGUCGGGCACUGGCUCCUGGCCGCUCGAGGAGCACCUGGGCCCCGACCUCCUGAUGCUGUACUUGGAGCCCCGGGCCCUCCGCUCCUUUGUCCCUUCUCCGGCGCCUGGCCCCAGUUUCGAGCACGAGUCUAGGAACCAGACCCUUGGGCUUUUCAGGAAGUGGGAUGCCCUAGGGCUCUUAGGCAUUGUGCAGGGCCCUUUGCAUACCACCGACCUCGUGCGCAUCUUCGGGGCCUACAAAGACCCUGGAAGGGACAGACAGAUCGGCGACCGCCGAAAUGUGAAUAACAAGGAAGCCCGGAUUGUGGGAGGUCCGUCCUCCCGGCUUCCAGCCGGCAGCCUUCUCACUCGGCUUUCGUGCCCCCUCCCGUCGUGUGCCCUCUUUGGGUCCUGUGUCGACCGCCAGGAUUUUUACCACCAGGCAAAGGUCAGUGAGAGCAGGGGCUGCUCGAAUGCCAUUGGGCCGGUCUUCUCCCUGCGACAGUUCUACGGGACCCACGCAUAUGCUGCUUUCUUGGCUAAGGCCGAAGACGCCCUCCGUUCACACGCUGGUGCCUGCUCCGUUUUCCAGCCGGCUUCCGUUCUUGCGUCUGCUGACCUCCCGGUGCAUGGCACCUUUCUGAGUCUGCUGCAAGGCGACCACGCCGGCGUGGAAUUUGCCUGUGCGGGGCAUGAGGGUCUUCUUCGAUCUUGUGGCGUGCUCGGGGACCCUGCCCAAGGAAGGCUCCUGAAUCGGUGCCCAGUUGCCUGCCGCGGCCCCUGGACUGGUCUCAUCAUAGAUGACCUCUUCUGCAUUUCCUGUGAAAGGAGCCCUGGCCUUGACAGCCCUGCUGCCACCGGCACCUCUGAGAGUGAACGCCUGUUGAGGGCUGCAAAGGAGGCCUACGAGCGUGAAGGAGUGCCCGGCUCCGACCACAAGGAUCAAUUCAGCCAGAGGGUCUUUGUCAUUGCAGGUGCCCAGGUUGACAGCUCUCCCGAGACAAAUGCUGCCGGGAUGACUUUGGUUGGCCUGCCUGCUGCCCGUCGCCUUGCCCUCUCCCAGGCCUCGCUUAUUAUAGCCUCUGGCUCUGUUGCUGCGCAUCUUUGGCAGACUGCUGACCAGAGGGGUUGGUACACCCGCCUUGGUGCGGAGGUCUCUGAAGAGCCCCCCUCUUUUGAGGACAGCCCGGGCGUGGAAAGGCCGGUUGCCUGCAGGUAUGAUUUUAUCGAGGUCAGGUGUGGUGGGCCGUGGCUCACUGAAUUCUUGAGUGCCAGCUGCUCCGUUGGUCCCGUUGUGGAUUUCCGGGCCUCCCCUUACUUUUCCCUUCUCGAGCCUCGCUGCUUGGAGUGGCUCCUCUUCAUGCUGCAAGACGACAGGCUGAGGUCUGUCUUGUUGGUGCCUCCUGUUGGCUCCUUCUCCCCGGCCUUCUUGCCUCGCGUCCGCGCCUGGGAUCCGCCUCGUGUCAGGGUCCUUUCAGGUCGUACUCAGCUUGAGGAUGCCCUUCUCCGUGCGGCUCUCUGUGUGCUUCUCGUUGCUACCAGGUGCAACGCCGUUGCUAUCGUCCUCCACCCUUUGCAGAGCUUUGCUCGUGGCACUCCUGAGUGGAGGAACCUUUGCACGCGCAGGGGAGCUUUCGAGGCGACUUUACCUGGCUGUGAUGCUUUUUCCACGGCCCCUCAGCCUGCUGUUGCCUUGGUUUCGGCGGCUGGGCGUCCUGAACUCGCUUGUGCUCUGUCUUCCCUUCCAGUUCGUCGGGGCACCUCCUGUGCCGGCCCUUUGGCUGCUGCCUUGCGGGCCACCUUGUGCUGCCGGCCCACUGAAGCCGAGCCCAAAACCGGUCUGGAGAGCCUGCUCUUCAACGACGUUAUGCUUACGUCGUCUUGGCAUGUCACUCGCUCCUGGGCUUGGCGGGACAGGCCUCAUAUCAAUGUGCUGGAGGCCCGUUCCUUCAUCUGUGCUCUCCGUGACAGGGCAGCUGGCGGCCGGGAUUGCCGGUUUGUCCAUGGCCUGGACUCUUAUGUUUCCUUUGGGUUGAACACUUCCGAUGACCCGACUAGGAGCGUUGCUCUCCGUUCUAGCCUUCUGCUGGUUGGCUCCGCCUUGUCCUUCUCUACUCACGCUUUCGUGCCAGGGGACCGGCUGCCCCUCCUGGUGCUGCCGCUGGAAGGCUUUUGCUUGGCCCUCGCGACAAGAGGGACAUUGUCCGUGCCAAAGCAAGGCUUGGCACACAACUUGGCGAAGGUCGAAACGGCGUCGCAAAGUCUGCGCGGACUGGGGCCACAAACGGCACGAAGGCUGCAGGUCCGCAAAGGCCAGGUGGGCCAAGGCAACCAGGUCCCAGGCUCCUUGCAAGGUACGCCGCAGAGUCGGCCGGAGAGAGGCUAUGCCAUUGAUCGUCUCGGACCGCGUCGGCCUCUGGAUCUUGGCUCCUUCAGGCCAGGUGGCGCAACCUUCCUUAUGGGGCAAACAGAAGACAGCGAGCUGGUGCGACGGAGAGGCAGGUGGGCAUCACAGCGGGUGAUGGAGAUUUAUAUACAGGAGGUCCAGGCUGCCGUAUACUUCCCUGCGCUUCCCUUGGAGCUGCGUGAAAAAAUCUUGUGCCUCGCACAUGCUUUUACGGCGCUUCUGGAACAGGCGUGCGCCUGGAAACGUGUCGGCGUCCCGCCUACCUCCUGGUAUGCAUUGUUUUCUGCCGGCGAGCGGCCUGUCACUGGCCUAUAA
Molecule: messenger RNA, 5463 nt
Organism: Symbiodinium sp. CCMP2592
Lineage: Eukaryota; Dinophyceae; Suessiales; Symbiodiniaceae
Source: the annotation of a GenBank genome assembly